AUGGCUUCCUCAUUACCAAAUAAGGAUUUAUUGCUGAGUAUUGCUAAUCGAGAUCAAAUAUCUGCUGCUAUUACAAGAACAAAUACAGAAAAAUUGAGCAAAAAACGUCGAGAUCAAUUGAAAAUCACCGCAGUUGAAGAGAACAGAAAUUCAACAUUACAACAGAAGACUGUGCCUUCAGAAUCAAAGGGUGGUCAAACGAUCUGGCGAAAUAUAAUUUGGCUGAUCAUACUAUUUAUCUAUUCAUUCAUUGGUGGUUUAGCGUUUAGUGCAAUUGAAGGCGGUCAUGAAAAAAUUGAACGAUUAAGGGCUUAUGAGCGUGAACUCGAUUUUUAUGAAAAUCGGCUAAAAUAUCAAUAUCAGAUAUAUAUAAAGUUACGUGAAACUUAUCUCGAUACAUCGUUCAGUAUGGGUCAAAUGGCUAAUGCGCCAAGUGCUGAUGAGACCAAAAUGACGAUUGUCCGAGAAAUUUUCGAGUGGUAUGACAAACAGCUCGGUGUAAAAACAGAACCGCCAGCAAUGGAGGAUACGAAAUGGAACCUUUGGGGAGGAGUUUAUUAUGCAGCAAGCUUAUAUACCACAAUUGGCUACGGAAAUUUCCACCCUAAAACGCAAGCUGGUCAAAUUCUUUCGAUGAUAUAUGCGUUUUGCGGCAUUCCUUUAGUUUUUACUAUACUUUUGGAAUGGGGAUUUCUUUAUUUUACUUGGAUUGAAAUAUUCUGGAAGUGGUUCAAUUGUAAAUUCUGCUCUGGUUCUAUGGAAGCUCACUUAAAGCGUCGCAUUAACAAAGAAAAAUUUCGCAGAGCUGGCAGCGAAUUGUCGCUUCGAUCAUCUUCGGUCUUACCUUUGAUUCACAAGCCUCAUAAAGAUGCGAUUUAUCAAACUGAUCAUCAGAUCGAAAGUGGCAAGCGAAUUGUUCAACUCGAGGUUGAAUUAAGUGAUGUUGAAAAGCAAAGAACUGUUCCGCUUAAGGCAGCUUUGAUAUUUUUCUUCUCAUGGAUUCUAAUCAGUGCAUUUAUUGUCCGACUUUGGGAAACUAAUUGGACCUAUUUUACUGCUUAUUAUUAUUUCUUCACAUCACUUACAACAAUUGGCCUUGGCGAUGUUGUUACGGAAACACCGAACUUUAUCAUAUUCAAUCUUGCGUUAACGAUGAUUGGUUUAUCAGUCGUCGGUCUCUGCAUUGCUAUCGUUCAGGCGAAAAUCCGGUUGAUUUUUGACCGCAUGAUUCGGUCGAUCGACGGACAAUAUCGCAUUCGACAAAUCGAUCCAGAUGUAGCAACGAUGACAUUGAUCACCAAUGAAAAAGAAGGAAUUAAAAGGUUAUGCGAGGCGCAACCAAUUCAAGAUCGCAUAAUUUAUAUAGCUAUGGAUGAACAUAAAAAGCAACUUCUUGAAGACAGGUGGAAAUCACGCAGUAGUAUGAUCAAUCGGGUAACACAAACAUGGCCAAAUCGAACAGAUAAAUGUAUACAGACAGGUCAAAGGGUUGACGAACAGCCAAGAAUGAGACAAGAAGGUACCGACGAAAGUUGCGACGAGGAUGAAGAAAUAGAAAAUGGUACCGAAGUUGAAUAUGACGAUAUAGGAAAGCGAAUUGUGCCUCCGAGCAAUAAAAGAUACAUUUAUACAGUUUUUGACUGA
This is a messenger RNA of Dracunculus medinensis (Guinea worm), 1644 nucleotides long. The record is from the annotation of a GenBank genome assembly. NCBI's taxonomy places the organism in Eukaryota, Metazoa, Nematoda, Chromadorea, Rhabditida, Dracunculidae.